Messenger RNA from Schistosoma haematobium, 1326 nucleotides. RefSeq lists its product as uncharacterized. Gene Ontology annotation, molecular function: growth factor activity. The record is from RefSeq and is a predicted model, not a curated record. Bases 1 to 1326 code for a protein of 441 amino acids. The transcript has 3 exons. NCBI's taxonomy places the organism in Eukaryota, Metazoa, Platyhelminthes, Trematoda, Strigeidida, Schistosomatidae.
AUGCUUCAGGGUCCUUUCAGUUCUAUUAUAAUUACAAUUCCUCUCUGUUUUCUUUUCGGUUCUCUUCAAUCUAAUCUUUUCAAUCUUCUGCUGGCAGUUCCAUGUGAACUCAAUAUUAUUAAACAAUUAAAAUCUUGUUUUAUUAUUCAACCAUCAUUAAUGAAUUUAAAUCAUAAAAUUCAUUUAGCCACCUUAUCAACAUAUAUACAUUCAUGGAUUAAUCCAAAUCAAUUAAUAUUAUAUGUUUAUCUUAUGAAUUCAAACCAUCAAAUCUAUGAACAUUUUUAUAUUCAUUUAAAUAAUAAAUUAAUAAAAACGAAUAUAGAAUAUUUAAAUAUCAAAUCAACCCAUCGUCAAGUGAUAUGGGAUAUUAGUUUAAUAAUUAAACAAUUACAAUAUUCUAAAUAUGAUUUAAUUGAUUCAAUAAUAAUGACAUUAAUUAAUAGAAAUGAUAUCAAUCAUAAUAUAGAUGAUAUUGAUUUGAAUUAUAUUGAUUUAUCCAAUGAAUUUCUAUGGAAAUCAAUGAUAAUCAAUAAAAAUGAUACAAUCAAUAAUAUACCAUUGAAUAAUCAAUAUGAAAUAGAACAAAAUUUGAAUGAAAAUAAUAAUGAUAAUAAUAAUAAUAAUAAUCUUAAUUUUAUAAAUGAUCAUGAUUAUGAUCUUAAUUUUACAAAUGAGAAUAAUAAUAAUAAUGAUGAUGAUAUAAAUGAACAUAAUGAUCUAAUUAAAAAAUUCAAUAAUCAAUACGAAACUAUAUUGAUUGAAAGAAAUAUAAUAAAAUCUAAUAAUAAUAAUAAUAUUGAUAAUAUAUUAAGUGAUAAUACACAAAUUAUAUUAGAAAUGAAAACAUUAAGCAUUAUACAAUUAGAAAAUCAAUAUUUAUUAAAAAAACGUUUAAUACAACGAUCAUUUUUAAUUGAAUCUACUAAAUCAUCAAUACAACAUAUAACACAAUCAUGUCCAAGUUUUUUAGAUAAAAAUAAAUAUGAAACAAAAUGUUGUUUAUUUCGUUAUACAUUAAAUAAAAUGCAAAUGGAUCAAAAUGAUAAAUUAAGAUUUAUUAUAUUUCCACAUCAUUUACCAAUAAAUAUGUGUCAUGGUAGAUGUAUUGGACUUUACAUGCCGACAGAUAAUGCUCACAGCAUUCUAAUGAAUCGUUAUUUUUCUGGACUAGGUUCUGUGGAACGAGAAGCUAUCUAUAAUUCAAUGCCAUGCUGUGCUGCCAAUGAAACAAUACCAUUUACAAUACUUUACAAAGAUCAUAAAGAUCAACUGGUCACGGAAACUUUGCCUAAGGCUGUAAAAACAAAUUGUGCAUGCAGUUGA